GUCCGUCAGUUGGUGAAUGAAUGGAGAGUUGGUGGGGUUUUGCGUGAGGUGGAUUGAUCACUUUAACCGCCCUUUUAAAGUUAGUUUUUUUCACGUUUGAGCCUGGAUUUGUCCCAAACCGGGAACCGAUAAAGGUUUUUGCAGAAGCACAGCUGCGGUGACGACGAUGGCUGAGUUUGUCCAGCGCCUGAGCGCUUGUUUCCCGGCCUGUCAGUCGAGCCAGAGUGACCGGGCGCAGCGCAGAAGGAGCCGGGAAAUCGACGCCUUGCUGGCCCGGGAGAGGCGCUACGUGCGGCGGCUGGUGAAGAUCCUGCUGUUGGGCGCCGGCGAGAGCGGUAAAAGCACUUUCCUCAAACAGAUGAGGAUCAUUCACGGCAAGGACUUCGACAGCAAGGCGCUGGAGGAGUUCAGGGACACCAUCUUCGAGAAUGUUAUUAAGGGUAUGAAGGUCUUAGUGGAUGCAAGGAACAAGCUGGGCAUUCCUUGGGAAAAUACUGAAAAUGAGAAGCAUGGAAUGUUUGUAAUGGCAUUUGAAAACAAAUGUGGAAUGCCAGUAGAACCAGCCACAUUUCAAUUGUAUGUGCCAGCACUGAGAGCCCUCUGGCAAGAUUCGGGAAUCCAGGAGGCAUACAACAGAAGACGAGAGUUUCAACUGGGUGAAUCUGUGAAAUAUUUUCUGGAUAACCUUGACCAAAUUGGACAACUGAAUAUACCUCCCAGCAGACAUGACGUCCUCCUUGCAAGAAAGGCCACCAAAGGAAUUGUGGAGCACGACUUUGUCAUAAAAGGCAUUCCUUUCAAAAUGGUAGAUGUAGGUGGUCAACGGUCUCAACGGCAGAAAUGGUUUCAGUGUUUUGAUGGCAUUACGUCCAUUCUGUUUCAUGGUCUCUCCAGUGAAUAUGACCAGGUUCUUAUGGAAGACAGGCGGACAAACCGUCUGGUAGAAUCAAUGAACAUUUUUGAGACUAUUGUAAACAACAAAUUAUUUUCUUCUGUCUCUGUUAUUUUGUUCCUCAACAAAAUGGACUUGCUUGUAGGAAGGUUGAAAACGGUCAGUAUUAAGAAAUAUUUCCCAGACUUUGAAUGGGACCCUCACAAACUGGAGGAUGUACAAAAAUACCUGGUGCAGUGCUUCAAUAACAAGCGAAGAGAUCGCAGCAAGCCACUGUUUCACCACUUCACAACAGCCAUCGACACAGAAAACAUUCGGUUUGUGUUUCAUGCCGUGAAAGACACUAUUCUGCAGGAGAUGAAAGAUGUAAUGCUGCAGUGAAGAGCGAAGAAGUGAGAUCAUUGGAUUUUGCAUUGCUCCUUGGUAUUCCCUGUGCCACUAGCACUUUGAAUUCAGACUGGCCAGGAGUUUGGCCGUGGAUAUAGAGAUUGCAGUGAUAUUACAUGAAAGCUUAAUGGCAUCAUGGAAGUGCUUAUAAGUGUCCUUUUUCAGUUCUGUAUAAGUUCUCAGAAUUGUAGUGAGCAAUAGUUUCUAGA
Messenger RNA from Pristis pectinata (smalltooth sawfish), 1488 nucleotides. RefSeq names its product guanine nucleotide binding protein (G protein) alpha 12a (gene gna12a). Gene Ontology annotation, cellular component: heterotrimeric G-protein complex; brush border membrane. Gene Ontology annotation, molecular function: guanyl nucleotide binding; GTPase activity; D5 dopamine receptor binding. The record is from RefSeq and is a predicted model, not a curated record. NCBI's taxonomy places the organism in Eukaryota, Metazoa, Chordata, Chondrichthyes, Rhinopristiformes, Pristidae. Gene Ontology annotation, biological process: adenylate cyclase-modulating G protein-coupled receptor signaling pathway; Rho protein signal transduction.